Messenger RNA from Sesamum indicum (sesame), 1835 nucleotides. The record is from RefSeq and is a predicted model, not a curated record. Lineage: Eukaryota; Viridiplantae; Streptophyta; Magnoliopsida; Lamiales; Pedaliaceae.
AACACUUAACUCACAUCUCUAGCAAUGGAAGCUCAAAUCUUAUUUUCUCUAGUGGUCAUGAAUUUGAUGACAUUUCCUUCCUUAGGGCAGGGAGCACUUAAGACAGGUUUCUAGUCUUCUUCAUGUCCAAAUGCAGAGUCCAUCGUACGAUCAACAGUAGAAGCCCAUUUCAACAAAGACCCACUGGCUGCUGCCUUGCUUAGGCUCCAUUUUCAUGAUUGUUUUGUUCAAGGCUGCGAUGGCUCGGUUUUGAUAGACACAGCUUCGGCUGAAAGAAAAGCACUGUCUAAUCUCGGACUAAGAGGGUUCCAAGUGAUUGAUGAUGCGAAAUCGCAGCUUGAGGCGACGUGCGUUGGUGUCGUCUCGUGUGCUGACAUACUGGCGCUGGCUGCUCGGGAUGCUGUCGAUUUGAGCGGCGGGCCAAGUUGGGGAGUGCCUAUCGGCAGAAGAGAUGGUCGGAUUUCUUCGUCUUCUGAAGCCUCCACCUUACCUAGCCCUUUGGACUCCGUUGCCAUCCAGAGGCAGAAAUUUGCUGCUAAAGGCCUUAAUGACCAUGAUCUUGUCACCCUAGUUGGAGCACAUACCAUAGGCCAGACAGACUGUCUUUUCUUUCGAUAUCGUCUCUACAACUUCACUGCAACUGGAAAUGCGGAUCCAAGCAUAAACCAAGCAUUUCUAUCCCAGUUACAAUCCCUCUGUCCUAAAGAUCGUGACGGUUCAAAAAGGGUUGAUCUCGACAAAGACAGCCCGUUGAAGUUCGACGUAAGCUUCUUCAAGAAUGUGAGGGAUGGAAAUGGCAUUCUUGAGUCGGACCAGAGGCUUUGGGGCGACUCCUCCACAAGUCGGAUUGUUGAUAAAUAUGCCGGAAAUGUAAGAGGCUUGCUUGGGUUUCGGUUUGAUUUUGAGUUUCGGAAAGCUAUGAUCAAAAUGAGUAGCAUUGAGGUGAAGACUGGUGCGCAAGGCGAGAUCAGAAAGAUAUGCUCCAAGUUCAAUUGACGUCAAAGUAUUGUGUCUAUAUAUGCCUCUCUACCCAUCAAUGCCAUUGACAAGGAUGAUGUGCACUGUAAUGUAUAUUUAUAUCCCGGAAGGCAAAAUUGCAAAUUUAGUUCCGAGGGUGACAAGAUUAGCCCUGAAAUUAUGGAACUGAUGAUUUUAAUUUUUUAAAUUUGUAGCAAUUUUUGUCCUUUUGGUCAGAAAUUAACAAAUCAAUUAGGGGUUUAGGGUUUUGGCAUACUGUCAGCAUCCUACAUGAUGUAGAUGUGGCAAACAAAGAAGAAACACGAGAAGUCAAUUGAUGGGAGGCCAUAUCGUGGAUGGUGCCGUUGAUGGAAACUGAAUAGAGUGGAGGUGAAAAAUGAGUGGUGGUCUGCAAGCGAGAUACUUGCUAGCGGUGGGGAUAUGAUGGAAAAAUAGUGGUAGAGAGCGACAAAAAAAUGACGGAAAUGAAAACAAAGAGAAUUAGCUAGAUAGUGGACGAAAAUGGAUAGGCCUGGUUGCAAUCGACUCGCUGGAGGAUGGGGAGUCUAUUGGUGGUGGUGGUCUCGAGCAGUGGGUAGGUCGGAUGUCUGCGAAUUGAGAGAGAGGAAAUAGAUCUAGAUUUUAAGGCAAAACUGCGUUUGAAUUCUGAUUGGAGUACAUGUUGUAGGACUGGAAGGAUAACGAGUUCGGUGAUGGUGCACAUUGUUGGAGACUCAUCGGAGAAAAUUUUCGGCAACUAGUAGUGAGGAGGUGGUGGUUAACUGUUAUUUACCACGCCAGCAUCUAUUUAGUACGCUGACUCUGUAAUUAAUGUCCUUUUGGAUGCCGAAACUCUAAACCUCAAUUUAGGUUGUUAA